AUGGCUCUCACUCCAGGCGUAAUGCUUGUCACAGCAGACACGCCAUCCGUCUCAACCAUACUCGAUGGUAUCGUCCAACUCCAUUGCGCAUGUAUUCUCAACGACAACACCAUGGCAACGUUCAUGCCGCCACUAAAUCACCCCCAAAUCUACAAAUGGUGGGAAGACCGGAUAGCAGAAGUCACCUCAGGACACCGGCAUAUCAUCGUCUACCUCACUGAAGUCAACGACCGAACGACCCUGACCAAUGCCAAGGGACAGGAUAUCAGAAUCCCUUUCUCGGAGGAAGGCAAGCCUUGGCCCAUCAUUCCUGCAGCAGAAGAAGCCAGCCCAUCAGGCGACGGCGACCUAGAAAUCGGUGGCCUCGUCUCGCUCGUCACACCGACCACCCAGACCGGUCCUUUCCGUGGACUUGUCGAGAAACUCUUUACAUCUCCAUUCCAUCGCCAGAAAGGAAUAGCGAGGAUUGUGAUGAAGAGGUUGGAGGAAGUUGCUUGGGACCUUGGCAGGUGGAGUAUUCUUCUCGACACCACGGCUGGCACUCCUGCCGAACAGGUCUAUCCUAGGCUGGGGUACAAGCAAGUCUGGUAUAUUCCGCAACGAGGCUUUUCGCCCGAAGACAGGAGUCUUCUGCUGGACGAGGUGGGUUUCUUCAAGGAUUUACGCCAUGAUAAGAGGUUGUGA
Messenger RNA from Exophiala bonariae, 684 nucleotides. RefSeq lists its product as uncharacterized. Gene Ontology annotation, molecular function: acyltransferase activity, transferring groups other than amino-acyl groups. The record is from RefSeq and is a predicted model, not a curated record. The transcript has a single exon. The coding region runs from base 1 to 684 and encodes 227 amino acids. Lineage: Eukaryota; Fungi; Ascomycota; Eurotiomycetes; Chaetothyriales; Herpotrichiellaceae.